Messenger RNA from Nezara viridula (southern green stink bug), 1164 nucleotides. NCBI's taxonomy places the organism in Eukaryota, Metazoa, Arthropoda, Insecta, Hemiptera, Pentatomidae. The record is from the annotation of a GenBank genome assembly.
AUGGAGAGUCUUUCUGGCCAACAGCGCUUGGCUGUCCUCAGUUACGAGCAGGUGAGACGCCUCAACGACCUCAUGGACGAAGUCGUUAGCAUCCAUGGACGUGGUAACUUUCCAACAUUGGAAGUGAGGCUUCGUGACCUUGUCAAUGUUGUGCGAAGUAAACUAGAAGCCGAACCUGUGGCAGGUGGUGCUGGCCUUAAAGUACGUGACAUCAGGCUGAAUGGUGGGGCAGCAACUCAUGUUCUUGCAACCGAAUCCACGCCGUACAAUGAUUUGGACCUCAUAUUUGGAGUCGAGCUCUCUUCUGGGAGAAAUUUCGAAAAAGUGAAAACCGCUGUACUCAGUUCCUUAUUUGAUCUGUUACCCGAGGGUGUGAGCCGCAAACGGAUCACUACUUGCAGUAUGAAAGAAGCAUACGUCGGGAAAAUGGUGAAAGUAAAUCAUGACGGGGACAAGUGGUCUCUCAUUUCUCUCGGAAAUUCUCGUGGUCACAGGAAUGUUGAGCUAAAAUUUGUCGACUCAAUGAAGAGGCCAUUCGAAUUCUCAGUUGACUCAUUCCAAAUUGUUCUAGAUUCGCUUCUUCUCUUUUACGAAUGCAGUGAGCUUGCCAUUGGAGAAAACUUCUACCCGACAGUGGUUGGAGAAUCUGUUUAUGGCGACUUUCAAGAAGCCCUCUACCAUCUGCACAAAAAACUUAUUGCCACCCGACACCCUGAAGAGAUUAGAGGGGGAGGACUCCUCAAAUACUGCAAUCUCCUCGUCAGGUCUUUUAAACCUGCGGACCCAGAACACAUAAAGAUACUCGAACGAUAUAUGUGCUCACGCUUCUUCAUAGACUUUCCUGACAUAGGCCAACAGAGAGCCAAAUUGGAGAACUACCUGUGGAACCAUUUUGUUGGAGCAGAAGAGGAAAGCCUUAAGUACCAGUACCUGAUGAUUCUCCACUCAGUUGUGGAAGAAUCUACUGUCUGCCUGAUGGGACACGAGAGGCGGCAAACGCUCAACUUGAUAGACGAGUUGGCUUGUACGGUUCUCUGCACCGAACAGUCGCGCUAUCUCUCGCAGCAUCCUCCUACUAUCAUCUAUGCUGGUGGAUACUAUUAUGCGCCAUUUAUAUCAGCAGCGCCGUGUACCUGCACAUCCUACAUGACCUGCACUUCCUAG